Molecule: messenger RNA, 714 nt
Organism: Triticum turgidum subsp. durum (durum wheat)
Lineage: Eukaryota; Viridiplantae; Streptophyta; Magnoliopsida; Poales; Poaceae
Source: the annotation of a GenBank genome assembly
AUGAGAGGGAGUGAGCGGGCGGCGGUGUCAGCGUCAACGUCGGGGAUGAGCUGCAACGGGUGCCGCGUGCUGCGCAAGGGGUGCAACGAGGCCUGCGUGCUGCGCCCGUGCCUGCUCUGGAUCGAGGCAGCCGACGCGCAGGGCCACGCCACCCUCUUCGCCGCCAAGUUCUUCGGCCGCGCCGGCCUCAUGUCCUUCCUCACCGCUGUCCCCGAGCAGCAGCGCCCAGCCGUGUUCCAGUCGCUGCUGUACGAGGCGGCGGGGCGAACGAUCAACCCGGUGAGCGGCGCGGUGGGGCUGCUCUGGGCGGGAAGCUGGCACCUGUGCGAGGCGGCGGUCCAGACCGUGCUCCGGGGCGGCGCCAUCCGCCCGCUGCCGGAGCUCGCGGGCGGCGUCCCGGAAGGCGGAGUCGGUGGAAGCGAUCUGUUCGCCUCCUCUUCCAGGCGGGCCGUGGUGGGGUGCUCCACGUAUUCGGCGGCGAAGCGGGUGACGCCGAGGAAGACAUGGGCGCCGGAGGCAGCGUCCCACCACCAGGAGCCCUCGUGCGACCUGGGGCUUUUCCUCACCCCCGGAUCGGCCGCGGCGGCGGAGGGGGAGCGACGGGCGAGGCGGGCCGGCACGCCGUCGAUGAGCUCCGACGGCUCCGUGACCACGAGCGCUGGCGCAGGCGCCGGCGGCGAGAAGGAGCCGGAGCUGCUGAAUCUUUUUGUUUAA